GAAUUUAUGAACUAACUAUACCGAAGAUAUAACAGUAUAAUACUACGAGCUAUAAGCCCGGAGAGAUUAUACCUUGCCUCGCAAAAAAAUCAAUUAUUGACAGUAGGUGGAUAUUCUCGACUUGAUCGCAAGUAUGGCAGUACAAGACGCCCAACUACGCGUCCUCAUUGCCGGAGCUGGAAUUGCAGGCCUCGCGACAGCAAUCGCGUUGACACGCAUCUCUGGCAUAUCAAAUCUGGAUAUUCAGCUUUACGAGCAGGCCCCGGAGCUGCUUGAGAUUGGGGCUAGUAUUGCGUUGAGUCCAAAUGGAAUGCGAACUCUGGAAAAGCUUGGUGUAGAUAAUGCCCUUAGCGACGAGAUCGGGUUUCGAGGACCUAGUGACAUACCACAUAUUUUCCGGCAUUGGAAGUCCAACCAAGUCGUCUCUGUGGAUACACAUAUCAAUGUUCCGGACCGUCGUCACCAGACAACACGUUUCCAUCGUGGCCAUCUUCACGCUGCACUAUUGAAACAUGUUCCAAGAGAAGCAAUUCACUUGGGUAAAAGGGUUUCACAUGCAGAAGCAACCGAGGAUAGAGUAUCGCUGCACUUCAUUGAUGGUACUAGCACCUAUGGUGACGUUCUAAUAGGGGCAGACGGAAUAAAAUCAAAAGUGCGGCAAGCGUACUUCCCUAACUAUAGACUUAGAUUUGGUGGCAAGAUUUUCAUGAGGGCAACGUUCGACGCCAACUUGGUUGAGGGCAAAGUUCCGAACUUGCCAGCAGAUUCAACACACUGGUGGGGUCCUAAAGACAAUUUCUUCGCUUCCAAGCUGGGCAAAGGUCAGUACACUACGGUAGGGGCAUAUGAAGAUGGACGGAGUCUGGAGGAAUUGGAGAAGAGCAUUUCUUGGGACCAGCCUGGCGACGUUCAAUUUUUGAAAGAAAAAUAUAAGAACUGGAACCCGGUUGUCAAAGCACUAUCUGAGCUGACCCCAUACUCUCGCCUAUACCCUAACUAUGUCGGUGAUCCCCUUCCAACGUGGGUUCUCGCAUCGCGGGUGACACUAAUAGGCGAUGCGGCGCAUGCCCAUGGAGGAGCGUUCGCAGCUGGAGGUUCGUUGGCUCUUGACGAUAGUCUCGCACUUGCGCUGGGAUUUAAGCAUACCUUUGCAUCGCCUGAAUCCAAUAUCCCGUUUUCAGCCUCGAAUAUUCGCAGGUCUCUCAGCUUAUAUGAUCGUACAAGAAGACAGCAUACCGAAGAGUUGUUGAGUAUCGUACAUCAUCAACUCAACAACCAAACACCUUUAUCCAUAGCGCCGGAGGUAGGGGAGACGGUUCUGAUAUCCAGAUUAAAGAACAGACCGAAUACAGAAUGGAUGACCGAGCAUGAUGUUGAGAAGGCAUUUGCCAUUGUCGCCGCUUCACAAGAAUUCGCCGUCGACGCUUCCCAGGCCAACAGGACAAAUGGUCGAAAAAAGGUGGGGGGGCGGAAUGACAGUAUUGGUCUUAGAGAAAAACUAUGACUCCAUUUUAGAGUGAUGCUAAUGCCUUCAAUCGAAUGAGGCUAGGGGGAGUGACGGUUUCACAAUAAUGACGUCCAUUGAUGUUUAUUGUUACCAGGCCUUGAUUGAAGACCGGAUAUAUCAUAUGCAUAUUUAGUCAAGUAUUCAAUCUUUCUGUAUAGCAAUAAACUGGCUACUAUUUGA
Talaromyces proteolyticus is the source of this 1687-nucleotide messenger RNA. RefSeq lists its product as uncharacterized. The record is from RefSeq and is a predicted model, not a curated record. Bases 134 to 1504 code for a protein of 456 amino acids. Gene Ontology annotation, molecular function: FAD binding. Gene Ontology annotation, biological process: secondary metabolite biosynthetic process. The transcript has 7 exons. Lineage: Eukaryota; Fungi; Ascomycota; Eurotiomycetes; Eurotiales; Trichocomaceae.